AUGGAAGUGAGACAGUUGAAUCUAAACCCUCGGGAAUGUGAACCGGGAUCUUAUGGUGACACGUGCGACAAAAACUGUACAUCAAAUUGCUUACACAACGUAUGUAAUCAAACGAGUGGUCUAUGCAUAGACUGUGAUGCUGGGUAUUAUAGCGCUGCGUGUAACGAGUCCUGUCCUCCCAACUGCAAAGAAUUAAAAUGUGAUCGAAGUAGUGGAAAUUGCUCAGCUUGUAAAACUGGUCAUCAUGGCGAUAAGUGCGAUGGCAAUUGUUCACAAAAUUGCUUGGGCAGCACGUGUAACCAGAGAAAUGGUCAAUGCGUUGAAUGCACACUGGGAUAUUUCACCACUGAAUGCAACCAGUCCUGUCCUAUCAACUGUAGAGAAUCAAGUUGUGACCGAAUUAGUGGAGAUUGUCCAGCUUGUAAGAGUGGUUACUACGGGAUGAAAUGCCUGGAGAUAUGUGGCCAAUGUAGAAGUUCGUCAUGCAGCAUGCCAAACGGGACAUGUGAAUGCAGUGAUGGCUGGGAGGGGGACACUUGUGUUACUAGAAAAGCUACGCUGUCAGCAACUGAAGACCAUACGGGGAUGUACGCUGGUGUUGGUGUAGGAGCAGUUAUUGGCGUCGUUCUUCUUGUUAUAGCGUCUAUCGUCAUUCUUAGAAGAAAACGGUUAUCAUCCAAAAAAGAGGGCCAGGUCGCAACAGGCAGUAACAUUUCAGCAACAUAUAGCAAUGUCAGCCCAUCGCCAGGAACGUCUCAACAAAAACUAGAAGGUCAUGAGUCAUCUAAGGAAACAAAGAAUACAGCUAUUGUGAAUGAGAAUGGACUUGUUUACGUCAACAUGCACGACAUAAGUUUGACUACGGAGGAGGGAGAUGUUACAUACAGCAAUGCUGAAGCCAUCGGGACUCCUAUACAUGAACUGCGGUCUAUCAUCGACAGAAAAAUGGCAAAUAAAGCUAUAGCAUUUCAGGAAGAAUUUAAGAGGUUUCCAUGGGGAGCGGUACUUCCCCAUGAGGCUGGCAAAAAUCCAAAAAAUAAGGCUCGAAACAGAUUCAAAACAACAUUCCCUUAUGACCAUUCGAGGAUCAUAUUGGAAAGGAUUGAAAAUGACAACAAAACGACCUAUAUCAAUGCAAAUUACAUUGAUAGCGUGGAGACAAGCAAAAUGUACAUUGCCAGUCAAGGACCAAAGCCCAAUACCGUAGAUGACUUCUGGAGGAUGGUGUGGCAAGUCAGCUCCGGAAAGAUUGUAAUGCUGACAAACCUAAUUGAGGGAGGCAUUAAUAAAUGCUACAAAUAUUGGCCAGAUGAAGGUGAACCACUUUCUACACCGACAUUUCAUCUUACACUUGAUCGAGAGAUGACAUACGCCUUCUACGUCAUUCGUGAUAUUUCUGUUGCCCAAAAGAAGACGAAUGAGAAGAGACAGGUACAACAGUUUCAUUUCACUACAUGGCCAGACCAUGGUAUCCCUGACACCUUGGAACUUGUUCUCUUUCAUCUCCGUGUAAAAUCAAUCCUGACAGAACUGACUGGACAGAUGGUGGUACAUUGCAGUGCGGGUCUAGGAAGAACUGGAACCUUCAUUGCGUUGGAUGCACUUCUGACUCAUGGCAAGGAAACAGGACGGGUUGAUAUUCCAAGAUAUGUGACGACCAUGCGGAAGGACAGAAUGAACAUGAUCCAAACCUAUGAACAAUACAUUGCCCUGCACGAGUUAUUGGUUGAAGGUUUCAACUUACAAGAAUCACACAUUUCCCGAGCGGAAUUUCAAGUUGUUCUGGCCACAAUGCAUCCGGCAAGUAAACCUGCAAAUCAGACAAAGAUUCAUCAUGAAUUCAAGGCAUUACGAGACUUCAGCCCAAGUUACUCUCCGAGCUGCUUUAAAACAGCAAUGCUGAAAGUAAAUAAGGACAAGAACAGGAACAUGAACAUCCUACCUGCUGACCAAUUCAGAGUUUUCCUUCAGUCGCAGUCAGCAAAUAGGACGGAUUAUAUCAACGCAAUCAUUGUACAGUCAUACACAUCAAAGUCCGGGUACAUUGUCACACAGUUUCCUCUUGAGAACACGCUGGGUGACUUCUGGACCAUGAUAUUUGACUGCAGCUGCGAGAGCCUUGUGGUUUUAGGACAUCCGACCGACGUAUGUUGGUUAGAAGAAGACGAGUCAAAAACAUCAACAGAUUUCACCUUUAAAAAGUUGAACGAACGAUCUGUUAAUGCUGAUUUGACCACUGCAGAUUACCACGUAACUGAAGAGAGAAACAGCAGGGACACAACAGUAAGGAUCUUCACACUGACGACUUGGCCAUCCGACUCCUUACUACCGCCCUCCGAUUCUUCUGUUCUGGUACUUCUAGAACAAGUUGACAGUCGUCGACGUUCCGACAAUACGAAGCCUGUGGUCGUCAUGUGUCGGGACGGAUGUACACAGAGUGGACUGUUCUGUUGUAUAUCAAACGUCAGAGACCAAAUGAAGAUAGACGAGGAAGUAGACAUAUUCCAAACGGCAAGGAUAUUAAAAAAGCGACGACCAGAGGCGCUGGAGGAUGUUAAACAAUACCAGUACUGCUACGAUAUCCUGGGACAAUACCUGGAUUCAACUGACGUGUACAUCAACUGAAGCGAAUCAGCAUGCUACUUUGGAUAUUUUAAACUUUUAUCUUUGUCUUAUUUUUGCAAACGUUCAUAAUUUUACAUCGUAUCUAGAUUAUACUGUUUAUCAUUUUACUGGUCUAUAUGAAGGAAAUGCUGGACAAACUAUCCAUUGAAAUAGCUGUGCAAUUCUUACAUGAACUAAGGUGUGAAAAUCAUAUUGUUGUGAAUGUAUGUGACGACUUGACUUCCCUUGGUGUGAUAUUUGAGAUAUCAAAAGACAACUUGUCCAAGAGUUGACGCCCUAUAGAGCGGUUAGACUAGUUUAAACCAUCGGGGUUGUCUUUAUUUGGUCAAGCUCGUAUUAGGACGUAUUAUACUCAUCUUUCACAACAAUGUUAACACAUUAACGGCAGAUCCAGGACCAACACAAGUGACGAAAACCUAGACACAAGACCGUAGAUAGUGUUACAGUUUUGCCUAAGAGCAGCUUCAAAUGGUGAAAACGCCAAUUUUUUUUAUGUGUGCUUAAAUAUAACAUUUUCAUAUAAGUGGAUUCAAAAUAUGGACAUAUCAUGUUCUUUUUCUUCAUUUUACUUUGUGAGAUAUUUUAAUGUAUGUUCAUGUAUAGGGAAUAUGUUUUGAGAUGUGAUAUUUGUUAUUAAUGACACAAAUGGUCAUACAUUUCUUCGUCAAUCUUACAACUACAAAAGACAAAUGUAAAACUUAUAUCAUCUGUAGUGCAAAUUGAAUCGUCUCCAGUUAAGAACAUUUGUUUUACCAAUGUAUACUUCAUGCCUGUAUGUAUAAAUAUUUAGACAGAACAAAAUAUAAGAUUUUAUCCGUGACAUACUUUUAACCUACAGUACUCAAACGACUGAGUUUUAACAAGAUGAUGUGUACGUCAUGCCAUCAAUUUAAUGCCGAGAUGAUUUAUGAACCAUGACAAUUUGAUCAAAAUCUAAUGUUGAAAGCUUCCAAACCAUGAUACAAAUCAUGUUAUUUUUUAAAAAUAUAAUACGUAAUAGAGGAAAUGCCAAACAAAAUUGCUUAAAGCACCAUAAAUGUAAGAUCGUUCGAGUAUGCAUUCUGUAUUCCUUUUCAUAGGAGUGAUGUUGGAACAGGUGUGCCUUGGAAAUAAUAAAAAAUGAGCUCGCCUAGAUUUCAGCUAACUGUCAAAUUAAAUGGAAUGUUAUUUUGCUCUAUCAAAAUUGACAUGUUUAUGAUUAUUUUUUUUUCUGUUGUUGUUGUUUGUUUGCUUCCCCUUCUGAGUAGUCCGGCCACCAAUUGUUUCUUUAGUUGAAGAGACACAUAUAUGAUCCAUGGAGGUAACAAAAUACAAAACAUAUGUGAUUAUAUGAAAUUCUAUGCUGUUUGAUAAAACCAUGUCUAUUUGCUAUAGUAACAAUAAAAAGCUUUUAACGACCUU
This is a messenger RNA of Pecten maximus, 4026 nucleotides long. Its product is annotated as receptor-type tyrosine-protein phosphatase epsilon-like. Gene Ontology annotation, molecular function: protein tyrosine phosphatase activity. Bases 1 to 2625 code for a protein of 874 amino acids. The record is from RefSeq and is a predicted model, not a curated record. Gene Ontology annotation, biological process: protein dephosphorylation. The transcript has 24 exons. Lineage: Eukaryota; Metazoa; Mollusca; Bivalvia; Pectinida; Pectinidae.